This is a messenger RNA of Nematostella vectensis (starlet sea anemone), 1823 nucleotides long. RefSeq lists its product as uncharacterized. Bases 133 to 942 code for a protein of 269 amino acids. Lineage: Eukaryota; Metazoa; Cnidaria; Anthozoa; Actiniaria; Edwardsiidae. The transcript has 9 exons. The record is from RefSeq and is a predicted model, not a curated record.
CUUUAUCACUCGAGCGGGGUAAUUUUCAGUAUAUAGUUUAUGCAUAUACAGUUGUCAUAGUUUAAAAGUACCGGAUUGCUAUAGAAAAUGCCAUAGAAAAUGGCGCGAUAUAUUCCCGCCAAAAGUGGAUGAAUGCCCUCAGCGAAUAAAUUUAGGCACGUGGAGCGUCGGGUUCGGCCAUUUGAGUUGUUCCACGCGGCAGAGCUACAUUUAUUGUUAGGCUGUAUCAGUUCUGUCAACGAUAUGGAGCUGAACUACAACACUCGUGAGGGUCCACCACCAAAAAAGCAAGAAGCUGUUGAAGAGCAAUUGGAAGCGGACGAGAAGCUCGAGAUAGAUGAGGUAUUUGCGGCAGAGGAAAAAGAAAAAGAGAAAGUUGUAGAUAAAGUCCCUGUUGAACAGGAGGAUAUAGACCCACAGUACGGUCUCACAGACCGAGGGUACCCUGUGGUCCAAGAGACUGGCAAUAGGGACGAAGAAAGUGAUGUUGUAGAAGAGGUAUUUGCGGCAGAGGAAAAAGAAAAAGAGAAAGUUGUAGAUAAAGUCCCUGUUGAACAGGAGGAUAUAGACCCACAGUACGGUCUCACAGACCGAGGGCACCCUGUGGUCCAAGAGACUGGCAAUAGGGACGAAGAAAGUGAUGUUGUAGGAGAGGUUGCACCAUCUCAUGACGAGCAUCAAACAACUGAAGGUCGGGACCUACCUGAGGAAAUUGACGUGGCUCAGGAACAUGUUGCACCAUCUCAUGACGAGCAUCAGGACGUACCUGAUGCCUUGGAUAUUGAAGUGGAAGUGGCUCAGGAACAUAUAGACCCACAGUACGGUCUCACAGACCGAGGGUACCCUGUGGUCCAAGAGACUGGCAAUAGGGACGAAGAAAGUGAUGUUGUAGAAGAGGUGUUUAUGAAGACUGAUCCCCUGGAUGCGUGUAAUCUGUUUUAGAUAACGGGAAUGGUUGGAGAGGGGGGGGGGGCGGGGCAGUCAGAAAGUUAAACUUUCCCUUCCCUCUUUUAUUCUUUAUACAAUAAGAUAAAAAGAUAACAAUUUAAUAAUUAUAAAUAAACGUUGCAGCGUACUUUUCUUGAUUCAUUUGCAAUAAAUUUUAAGUCGAGCUUAUCUGUGACAUCCUGAUAAUAAUGUAGUUCACUCUUUUUUUAUAAGAACCUUUUCAAUAAGAACAUGCAUGCUGAGAUUUCAACAAAUUUUAAGAACAUGCUAGGAACCUGCUGAGGCUCAUAUAGCAGAAAAAAAUAUUACUUAAUUAGUCUAUGUGUACUAAAAUGCAGUGUCAAAUUGUGUUUAUCGAUAACAACCUAAAAUAUUAUUGCUAUUAAACAUUUGUGUAAUUCUCUACCUAAUAAUUCAUUGGGAACUAUAUUUUAUAAGCACUAAAACUUAAGAACAUCUUUAAGAGCACUUUCAGCCUUAAAAUGCUAAAAAAAUAAGAACUGCCCAGCCUCAAUUGAAAAGUAGACGAUCUUAUAAAAAUAAAAAGAGUGUAUCAUCAAACGAGUCAGUCUCGAUUGAGCCAUGAGUCAUUGCAGGUGCAGGGCCAUAGCCAGGGCCAAAUAUUUUCAAAAAUUAGAACCAGUAGGGGUGUGGCCAGGUCCCCAUGUUUUUAAAUGUUUAUUGCCCCCCCCCCCCCCCCUCCACCACAACCACCACAUCCAUACAGCACUGCAUUCCCCCAGAACAAACGUAAAUCUCAAAAUACCGGCCCAAAUGGCUUGAAACUUCACACAGACCAUAUUUAAGAUUCCACUGUCAUGUCAGAAUAUUAUUGAGAGUCUUAAUGUUUUUAUUUCGUAUUAAAGUGAACGUCU